Messenger RNA from Vicia villosa (hairy vetch), 1333 nucleotides. Its product is annotated as ABC transporter I family member 21-like. Gene Ontology annotation, molecular function: ATP hydrolysis activity; ATP binding. The transcript has 6 exons. NCBI's taxonomy places the organism in Eukaryota, Viridiplantae, Streptophyta, Magnoliopsida, Fabales, Fabaceae. The record is from RefSeq and is a predicted model, not a curated record. Bases 243 to 1118 code for a protein of 291 amino acids.
UUUACACCAAACAACACGAGGUUCAACUUUUCCAUCAUUAUGGAAAAAGAGGUAGGUGGAAGAAAGAAGCGACGUGGAUUAUCGUUUAUUCACAGGUUUCGUUCACAACCACCCGACGCAAACGUGUUCGUUUUGUAUCGGCGCGAAAUCCAAACUAGAGAAACUUAAAAACCUCCAUCUCCAUCAUCUUCAUUCCCACUUCUACUUCCAGUUAGUUACUACCGUUACAGUUCCAAAUCACAAUGGCGAGAGAGAAUGAAAAUUCCGGAGGAAUCCAAGUCCAAGGCAUGCAAUUCUCAUACGACGGACUACAGCAACUCCCGCCGCUUUUCCUCGACUUCAACCUCCACGUCGCUCCUGGAUCUCGAUGCCUCCUCGUCGGUGCUAACGGAUCCGGGAAGACGACUUUGCUGAAGAUUUUGGCUGGGAAACAUAUGGUUGGAGGGAAAGACGUUGUGCGUGUGUUGAAUUGUUCCGCUUUUCAUGAUACGCAGCUUGUUUGUAGUGGAGAUCUUGCUUAUUUGGGUGGAUCUUGGAGUAAAAACGUCGGUUGCGCUGGAGACAUUCCACUCCAGGGAGAUUUCUCUGCAGAACAUAUGAUAUUUGGUGUCGAAGGCAUUAAUCCUGAUAGGAGAGACAAGUUGAUUGAUCUGCUUGAUAUAGAUCUGCAGUGGCGAAUGCAUAAGGUUUCCGAUGGGCAGCGGCGUAGAGUGCAAAUUUGUCUGGGUCUUCUUCAUCCAUACAAGGUCCUCUUGCUGGAUGAGGUUACAGUUGACCUGGAUGUUGUUACCCGAAUGGAUUUAUUGGAAUUCUUCAAGGAAGAAUGUGAACAGAGAGAAGCUACAAUUGUAUAUGCAACUCACAUUUUUGAUGGACUAGAGACAUGGGCCACCCAUUUGGCAUACAUACAAGAAGGCGAACUGAGAAGAGCAGAAAAAAUAUCAGAUGUUAAUGAGUUGAAAUCUUCAGCUAAUCUUCUGUCUGUUGUAGAGUCAUGGCUCCGUGCUGAAACAAAGAUUGAAAAGAAGAAACCCGUCAUCAAUACAUCUAAUGCUCAAGGAAAUCCCUUCGCUAGCUCUCCAUUCUUUUCAUCCAGACACAUGGCAUAUUAUCGAUAGUCUCCAUCGACACCAAUUGGUUAUGAAAAUAAUUUGAGGCGAAAAUAUGUACCGAGUGAUUUGUCAUUUCAUAUAUGAUUAUACAACACCAAAUAAUUUUUUGGCUAGGUUUUGCAUCUGUCUUAGUCAUGAUUAAAUGUGUAAUAUUCCCUUAUAUAUAGCUAUAUCAUUUCCUUUAAGCCAGUUAAACAGCUUUUAGCGGCUUAUAGCUUCUU